AUGGUAACUUUAAAAAGUAGAGGAGAAAUUGUCGUAGCAACUGCAUCAUUUGGUAUAGCUGCAACAUUGUUACCCCGUGGUAGAACUGCACACUUUCGAUUUAAGAUACCUAUUGAUAUACAACAAAGUUCCAUCUGUGGUAUUCAAAAGCAAAAAGAUCUUGAAAAUCUCAUUAGAGUUGCUAUUGAAAUAAUUUGGGAUGAAGCACCAAUGACAAACAAAAAUUGUUCCGAAGCCUUAGAUCGAUCAUUACAAGAUAUUUGUAGCAACAAUGCUCCAUUUGAUGGAAAAAUUCUGAUCAUGGGGGGAGAUUUUCAUCAAGUUCCUCCUGUUGUAAGAAAAGAGUUUGCAGAAUUUCUUAUUCGCAUUGGUGAUGGUGUUGAACCUACCAAGCCAGAUGACAUGGUAAGAUUACCUUUACAUGUUGCAAUCCCAUGGGAAGGUGAACAUUCCAUACAAGUACUUAUCCAACACGUUUUUCCUAAUUUAGAAUUGUAUGGUUGGGAUGCCUCAUAUAUGGUACAAAGAGCUAUUUUGACACAAACCAAUGAUGAUGUCCAAAAAUUGAAUGAUAUGAUUAUCGACCAGUUUCCAGGAGAAGAACCUAAUUUGUUAUCGUUUGACGAGGUUGAAGGAGAUAAUCAUAAUUUAUACUAG
Messenger RNA from Lathyrus oleraceus (garden pea), 657 nucleotides. RefSeq lists its product as uncharacterized. Gene Ontology annotation, biological process: DNA repair; telomere maintenance. The record is from RefSeq and is a predicted model, not a curated record. The transcript has 2 exons. The coding region runs from base 1 to 657 and encodes 218 amino acids. NCBI's taxonomy places the organism in Eukaryota, Viridiplantae, Streptophyta, Magnoliopsida, Fabales, Fabaceae. Gene Ontology annotation, molecular function: DNA helicase activity.